This is a messenger RNA of Dichotomopilus funicola, 675 nucleotides long. RefSeq lists its product as uncharacterized. NCBI's taxonomy places the organism in Eukaryota, Fungi, Ascomycota, Sordariomycetes, Sordariales, Chaetomiaceae. The coding region runs from base 1 to 675 and encodes 224 amino acids. The transcript has 2 exons. The record is from RefSeq and is a predicted model, not a curated record. Gene Ontology annotation, biological process: mitochondrial respirasome assembly. Gene Ontology annotation, cellular component: mitochondrion.
AUGUCAGAUGACCAACCGCUGUCUGGUCGGCCACUGCCGUCGUCCUUCGACCAUGACGAGCGUUACAAAGAAACACCAUCACAAAAAGUUGUACGGAAACUUAAAGAAGAGCCUUUUAUUCCAAUUUUCACGACACUCACGGUUGUUGCCCUUGUGAAGGCUAUAAAAGCCAUUCGGCGUGGCGAUAGCCAUGAAGCCCAGCGCAUGUUUCGGGCCCGCAUUGCCUUUCACGCAUUGACGGUCGUAUCAAUGUGCAUUGGAGGCUGGUAUUACGCCGAGGACCGCAACAAGACAAAAGAGGCGUGGCAGGCUGAACAGCUCGCGAAAGCGGAGGAGCAGCGGGCGAAGUGGAUUCGGGAGUUGGAGAUUCGAGACGAGGAGGAAAAGGCUCUCCAGGAGAUGCUGGCAAAGAAGCGGAGGCGUGCGGCUGGCCGCGGGGGCAUCGCCGAGCCAAAGCCUCAAGGUGUCGCUGCCCAGGCGGAGGCGGCAUUCAAGGCAGCCAACAACGCUCCGGCUGGCUCGGAAGCUUUGGGUGUGACAGAAGCCCAAGGCCAGGCGAACAAUGCCGAUACGAAGUCAAAAGUUCCUCCAGCAUCAUUGGGAGGCUGGUUGGGAGGAUCAAAUACGCCCGGCCCAGAAGUAACAGCAGAAGACAAAAAGGACCAAAAGCCUUGA